This is a messenger RNA of Oppiella nova, 2349 nucleotides long. NCBI's taxonomy places the organism in Eukaryota, Metazoa, Arthropoda, Arachnida, Sarcoptiformes, Oppiidae. The record is from the annotation of a GenBank genome assembly.
CCGCGAUUCGGUGCCAACGUUUCGGUCGACCCCCAGACGGGCGCCGCUGUGUUCUCGCAGACGACACCGAUUGUGGUGAUGGAGUUGGGGUCGACUGUCCAUCAGAUACCUGUUCCCAACCCUAACCCUAACCCUACGACCGCUAAUACCACUAACGGUUCCCAAACCAAUGGUUCGGCGAAUCAGUCAAACAGUGGUAACUCAUCGACAACUACUCCCCCGCAGUCCCAACCCCUCCCACACGCGCCCGGAGUCUUGAUUCCACACUUUGAUCCAUACCUUCGAUGCAACUCUCCGUUCACUAUACCGGAGAUCCGAACCCAAGUGAGUGUCGGCAUCAGCACCGGUAGGCCUACGCGACAGUCGACCACUAAUAACAAUAAUAACGACAAUCUUAAUGACAAUCAGUCGGCGAAUAACAACCCGUUUCCUAAUUUGGGACAAAUAGUGAACGGAAUAUUGAGUGGCUUUUUAGGCGGAGGUCUUGGCGCCGGUGGGCCCACCCCUCCCGACCCCAACCGCAACACCAACAGCACCGGCACUAACAUCGGACCCACUCUUGUCGGUGGGGCCGCCGUUAAUGUGGACCCGACUCUCAUUGACCUCAUGGGUCGCCUCAACAACGAGAGGCCGCAGAACAACGACUCCAACACUGGUUCCGAAGACUCGCAGAACAAUGGGAACAACGCGUCGAAUAUGACGGAUAUGUUCAUGUCUUUCGUGAACGGAAUCCUUCAGAUCAUAAGCGGCGGUCAAACUGAAGCCAUAAAUGUGUCCAACUUUUUGGCACAAUUGGAGGGCUUCUCGUACGUCGAGGGCGAGAGUAUAGCCAACGAUGUGUUUAUGGUUAUGGCGCGAGUGCUCACCUUUCAGGACCUGUUCCUCAUCUUCGCCGGCAAUCCGGAGCCACUGAAUCGCGUGAGAGAACCGAUCAGACAAUUCGUGUCGACACACAUUCUCGAGGGAAAGCCGGCCACCAAUGAGAACAUACAGACCGCCGUCACUCAGAUCAUCAACUCUUGGAGACCCGGUAUUGAAGUCAUGAUUUCGGGUAUAAGUCUUGUGCCGGAAAUCGAUUUGAUGUCAACUGUGGACCAGUUCUUGAGAUUCAAUUUGAACCGAAUCUUACAGUUCUUUCUCUUCCCACCGGAACUGGAGUUCGGAAACACUUUCUUCACUAUUGUUCGCGAAUUCCUCAUUGAUUUGAUUUCCUUAAGUCAAGUUUGCUUUACGGACGGAGUGUUAGCUCUGCAACGAAUAGUCGGCGCCUUUAUUGAGCACAUGUCGUCUGAACUGAACCCCGAGAUCCAGGAGUGGAUGAGUUCUGUGGCCGUCAGACAUCUCAACGAAUACAUCAAUAAUAAUAAUACAGAACAGAGUCCUAACACUCAGUCAUAUAUCGUGAGGGCUGGCAGUGAGCCAGUGGUCGGUGCCGUCGCGCCCACCGCUCCCGUCGCCGAUAGCACUGCCGGCGGCGCCGCCUCCGACGCCGACGCGGAAAACGUGGAGUUUUUGGACGCCAGGAGUGAGUUCGACGACACCGUACGGCACAUGAAUGGCGGCCAACAGAGGGACCCGUCUUAUAACGAUAUGCCGUCUGUGGUGAUCGGGUCGGAGGCCUGGCAUUCGUCGGUUCCCACCGAUUGGGUGCCGAUCAUAACCAACGAUAUUGAACGCCAGCGCCGACUCCCAGCGCAGCGCCCGGUGAGCGACGCCUACAUGAAUGGGAUGUCCAAAAGGCGGCGCAUAGAGAGGCGUCCAAUCAAUUUGCGCGACUCGUUGCGGACGGCGCUAUCGGCGACCGGCGCUCAGCCGAGAGUACCGGCAAAUGGCGAGGAGAUAGUGAACGAGAUGUCGAGUAAUGCGGUUCUGAACCACAGUUUCGACGCUUUGGUCCGCAAUGUUGUCGGCGAUCGCAUUGUGACCGACGAUGACUACAUCAACGCUCGCAUCCAAAAUCCCGACCGAUUUACUCACUCUAAGGACUACUUUAAGUGAUGUUUUGACGGCUGAGUCGGUGUAUUAUUAUAGGCUUUAAAUCACGUGUUUUUAUAGUUAAUUAUAUGAUUUGGUUUGGACUCGAAGUCCGAGUAUUUUUCUGUUUAUAAAUACCACUAAUUCUUACGUCUAAUGGACUGACGGUUUGAAUAUAUAGCUAAUAAAUAAAUUGAUUUUAAUUAUUAUUAUUAUUAUUAUUAUUAUUAUAGGAGAGCUUACUGUCGAUGAGUUUAGUCUAUGUUUUAUUUACAUUAUUAUUAUCAUAAUUAGCACUCAUUUCGCGAUUUUAUGAGAUUUUUGUAAAAUAAAGACAAUUGAAGAGCCGUUUCGAGAGCUGAAGUGAAUUACGAG